AUGAGUCAACACCUUCGCGAGAGGCUUGUCAAUUGGUUCGAGGUCGUCUACGAGUUAUACUUGGCCUGGAACCACCUUGCGUGUUGUAUUCAUAUUGUCCCCUUCAGGCCUUCCUGGUCUUCCCCGUCCCAUCAAUUUGCGUCCCUUUAUCCCUUCUAUCCCCAACAAACAGGCCAUAACCCUGAUCCUCUCGUUCUUGCAGACUUCUGCUGUGGCGUGUAUGAGAUGAGAGCCUGGUGCACGUAUGCUAUGUUCACCAUGGUUGACGUAAUCCAUCAAUCCAUCCGCCGGCCACUGUUGCAUCAUCCAGUUGAUGAAAACAUGAUGGGCGCUACUUUCUUCGAUGACCUUGAUUUGUCCGAUAGUAAUAUAUCGACUCUUCAUCGUCACGGUGUCCCUAUUUUUCAGGUACGGGUAUGGGACGGUCCACGAACAACAGAAAGACCUCAGAUAACCGCACACGUCGCGACAAGCCGCCCAGUCAGGGUGGAGCAACGUGUUCGAGUAAAUCUCUUCUUUGAGGAAAGCGCGUCGAGCAUCCUUCGGGCUUUCCCCUGGAUAGUCCAUCCACUGACAGAGGCGAAUAUGAAGCAAAGUCUUGUGUGGAUUGUUGCGGACGAGCUGGGCCUGUCUAAACCCCCUCGGCCGAUUGCCCUCCCCCAAUGUACGUCCACUGUGCUCCAAAAGCACUUUGGCAGAGGUGUUAAUAUCGAGGCUGUUGCCAAGUCGGAGGCGGUCCACCAACCAAGAGGUUUCCACGCUCAGCCUGAUCCUCGUCCCUCUGCUCCUCCGCAUUUCCCUCCUCCACCUCUGCCCCCCUUGAUCGUAGGCCACACAGCCUCACGACUACAAUCCCAGCAUCCCCUUGAUCGUCGUCACCAGUCCACCCACGUUCUCCCCCCUGUUGCACCCCCCGUUGCAGCGCCUUCCACUUCAAGUGCGCCUCCAAUUCCCGACAGCUCAGGCAGCUCGGAUAGUGGAUGUGAAUUGGAUAUAAGCACAACCAUGGUGAUGCAGCGGAAGUAUCCCCAACAGCAGGGUGAAAGCAGGCGGGCCUAUUCGAGGCGAAUUUAUAAGGAACUUCAGCGGGUGAAGGAAACACUCGAUCAUCCAGAGGGGCGAUUAUUGAUAGCUGGCGCAUACCUUGGGAGCGAGAUCUGUUUGAAGCGGAUAUCGGAGGAACAAGCCAAGCCAGCACUGGGUAACAAGGCUGGCAGAGGGGUGCGGACAUCCACUCUACGUCUGUAUCUUGACAAGUUGUGGCCCAAUUCACAGCGACGAGCGAUGAUGUCCGAAACCGAGCUCCAACAGCGUCGGAAGGAUAGUUUAACUAUUCUUCGAGACUCAGGAACAUCCUUUGAGGAUCUGCCCCCAGGCGUUCUGUCUGAGCUUGCUGUCUCACGACCGGCUGUGAUGGACGUUGAUCCACCUAGUACGAUGAGGCCUGUGGGACCACUAGCGUCAACGUCUGUGGGCCUUGUUGAGCCUCAGUUGUCAAGCGAGGUCCAGGCAGGCGGUACUGUUGAGAGGCCUCGGACGCCACCAUCUCACCUCAUGAAGCGUUCUUGGUCUACAGUUCAAUCGCCUACAUCGCCCCCUCCACGGAGGCCUGCCCCGUGUCGCUCGGUGUCACCUGCUCGUGGAUCUUCAUCUCAUCCCGUGCAUCAGGUGUCUCGACAACACCAUUCCCAUUCGCGUUUGCAUUCCCAUUCUUGUUCCCUCUCCCCCCUUCGCAUCCCCUCUUCCCGUCAUCGUUCCCGUUCCCGUUCCCGUUCAUGUUCCCGUCGUAGUUCUCGUUCCCAUUCCUGUUCCCAUUCCCGUUCCCGUCACCGUUCUCAUUCUCGUUCCCGUCGUCGUUCUCAUUCUCGUUCCCGUCGUCGUUCUCAUUCUCGUUCCCAUCGUCGUCGUUCCCGUCGUCGUUCUCGUUCCCGUUCCCGUUCCCGUUCCCAUUCUCACCCCGCCCCCCGCUCUCGUUCCCAUUCCCGCCCCCAGCUUUCCGAUGGCUCUCAGUCUCGUGCCCACCCACUUUCUAGCCCCCGACUCCACAGCACUCCAGUGCAGCAUCUACAAGAACAGCAAGUCGUUGGUGGCUCGCUUACUUCGACCCCGUUUGUGCGGAUUCCCGCACACAAGUGGUUCAAGGUUGAAGUAUCCACUCAAUGUUGGGAUGCAACACUGCCGCAUCACCUCGUGCCAGCAAACCUCGCUGCCCAGUAUCGGUCGCGUGGUGUUUGGGGUGUUAAAGCGAACAUGCUCAGAUCUUCCUUGAGGAAGGAUCUCAAGGGCAAUAAUGUCGCUCAUGCAUGGAGACAUACGUUCUUGCUGAAGGAAUUGAAUUUCGUGGAUUCCUUCAAGCAGUUUAUUUUCACCACGGGCCAUUUUUUCGAUGAUCACACCACCAGCAUGCUUCUCUCGAAUUUGAAGGGGAUUGCGGCUUUCGCCUCCGCUGACGACCUAGUGUACAUCUCAUGUGUCUAUGAGCAUGCUAUCAACGAAUACGAGCAAGCUCUACUUCGUCAAUUGGCCCUCCUCCUCUUCAUCAUGACAUCAUCCCUGACGUUGUCCUGGACUAUUGGAGCUACCCACCAAUCCCUGCGAGUCCUCACCAGGUCCUCCAGAAGCGAACGCUUCAAUGUUACACAUUCUCAACGUCGUGGCUUUCAGAGCGCAUUGCCUCGUUGCCAAGUGAACAGCGGACGAUUCAGCUCAGGCGUUUCGAGAUGA
Cantharellus anzutake is the source of this 2724-nucleotide messenger RNA. RefSeq lists its product as uncharacterized. NCBI's taxonomy places the organism in Eukaryota, Fungi, Basidiomycota, Agaricomycetes, Cantharellales, Hydnaceae. The record is from RefSeq and is a predicted model, not a curated record. The transcript has a single exon. The coding region runs from base 1 to 2724 and encodes 907 amino acids.